Molecule: messenger RNA, 1930 nt
Organism: Cyprinus carpio (common carp)
Lineage: Eukaryota; Metazoa; Chordata; Actinopteri; Cypriniformes; Cyprinidae
Product: kynurenine--oxoglutarate transaminase 1-like
Exons: 14
Coding region: 252-1514 (420 amino acids)
Biological process (GO): biosynthetic process
Cellular component (GO): cytoplasm; mitochondrion
Molecular function (GO): pyridoxal phosphate binding; L-kynurenine:2-oxoglutarate transaminase activity
Source: RefSeq, a predicted model, not a curated record
AGUCACUGGCCCCGCCCACAGCGGAAGUAGUCUUACAAAAGUGCUGCCUGGUGGAGGUCAGCUCGCAGUUCUGAGGAAGACGCUUGAGAAGUUAACGUGUGACGUCAGAACAGACCGCUGGGGAAAGUAAAUGAACAAGAAAUCCGGCGCUAAAAGUGUUUCUGAAACACUGGCAUGUGGAAAGAGCGACGGUAGAUGGACCUUCGCUGUCAUUCGGAUUAGUAAACGCAAGUUUUCGUGAUAAGGGCAAUAUGUCUCGUAAGUUGCACGCGAGAAGAAUUGAAGGAAUUGACAAGAAUAUAUGGGUUGAAUUCAGUCAGCUGGCUGCUGACUAUAAGGCUGUGAACCUGGGUCAGGGGUUCCCUGAUUUCUCCCCUCCUCAUUUCAUUCAGGAGGCCUUCUGCAAAGCCCUGAAUGGAGGUUUCUCCAAGCACCAGUACACACGUGCUUUUGGCCACCCAAAUCUUGUGAAGAUCCUGGCCAAAUUCUUCAGUAGGAUUGUUGGCCGGGAAAUAGACCCAAUGGAGGAUAUCUUGGUUUCUGUAGGAGCAUAUCAAGCGCUUUUCUGCACCUUCCAGGCUCUUAUUGAUGAGGGCGAUGAGGUGAUUAUUGUGGAGCCCUUCUUUGACUGUUAUCAGCCAAUGGUAAUGAUGGCGGGCGGAACAGCUAUAUAUGUGCCCCUUAAACCAAGGGAAGGCUGUGGUCCUGUUCUAUCCAGUGCUGACUGGGUAUUGUCUCCUGAAGAGCUGGCGAGUAAAUUUAGUCCUCGUACCAAAGCCAUUGUCAUUAACACUCCUAAUAACCCUCUUGGCAAGGUCUAUCAGCAGGAGGAACUUCAUAUGAUUGCUGACUUGUGCAUUAAACAUGACGUCAUUUGCAUCAGCGACGAGGUAUACGAGUGGCUCACAUAUGAUGGAACAAAACAUGUGAAAAUUGCCAGUCUGCCAGGUAUGUGGGAACGCACUGUAACCAUUGGGAGUGCAGGCAAGACUUUCAGUGCCACAGGAUGGAAGGUGGGGUGGGCAAUGGGACCAGGGCAUAUCCUGAAGCACUUAAAAACCGUCCAUCAGAACUCAGUGUAUCACUGUGCCACAGCUGCCCAGGAGGCUGUAGCAGUAGGUUCUCAGAGAGAAUAUGAUGUGUUUGGAACAGAGGGAAGCUAUUUCCAACAGUUACCCAAACAUCUUCAUGAAAAGCGUCUGAGGCUGGCAGAUUGUCUGAAGAGUGUUGGCCUAAAACCUGUCCUACCCCAGGGAGGAUACUUCAUGAUCGCAGACAUCUCAAAUCUUAAUGUUGACCUUGCCGACCCUAGUACAAAAGAUGAACCCUAUGACUACAGAUUUGUGAAAUGGCUCAUAAAAGAGAAGGGACUGGCCACUAUCCCUGUGUCUGCAUUCUUCAGCCCGGAACACAAAGACGAAUUCCAGAAAUACAUCCGAUUCUGCUUCGUAAAGGAGGACUCAACCCUGCAAGCAGCAGAGGACAUACUGAGGCAGUGGAGUGACAGCAAAUGAAAAUUCUAAAUUAAGACAGUACAGGCCUUGCACAGACUGAAAAAUCAGAAAAUCAAGAGAACCACUUAUUGUGAAAUAAAAAGUAAUUUUGUUUGUUGAUUUUAAAUAUUAAAUUUGGUGUAAUGAUUUGUGUGUCAAAACCUUUUGAACAUUUCCAGCACAUUAUAACAAUACCAUGAUAAUACUGAUAACCAUGAUCAUUUUGGUCACUAUAAUAAUUUCAUACAGUUUCAUCUCUACUCUGGUGUAUGGUAAACAAUGGUGUCAAUAUUGACUUGUCAGUUUGAGCCUGGAUGUUUCAGAAUGGUAUGUUUUGUUCAUACUUUUAGAUAUACUGUUAUUUGUAAUUGCUACUGCUGUUUGUUUGCAUUUGAUGUACGGUUUUAUCCCGAUUAAAGCUUUAUUACAGCAGAAUA